This is a messenger RNA of Epinephelus fuscoguttatus (brown-marbled grouper), 2446 nucleotides long. Its product is annotated as immunoglobulin superfamily DCC subclass member 3. The record is from RefSeq and is a predicted model, not a curated record. Bases 1 to 2328 code for a protein of 775 amino acids. Lineage: Eukaryota; Metazoa; Chordata; Actinopteri; Perciformes; Serranidae. Gene Ontology annotation, biological process: axon guidance; cell-cell adhesion. The transcript has 14 exons. Gene Ontology annotation, cellular component: plasma membrane; axon. Gene Ontology annotation, molecular function: protein binding.
AUGGGUACACCAGGACAUCAGCCAGCUGUGGACCGCCCUGGUACCACAACAGCUCUUCUACAUGGACAAAAACCUGACACAACCCCACCAACACAAACAGGGAACCCCUGCUUCCUCCACACACCCAGCAGGGGCUGUCUGAUGGCUGCCUGUUCACCCAAAAUCAUUUCCAAUGGCUACAACCACCACAGCCACCAUGACACAUCAAGGGGAGACUGGUCGACUAUGAUGGAAGAUGAGGAGGGUGGCUGUCUGUCCUCAGAGCUGUCCUUCCUGCUAGAGCCAAGUGAUGUGAUCGCGGUGAGGGACCGUCCACUCAUGCUGGACUGUCGGGUACAGGGCGAGGAACCGAUCAUGGUCACUUGGCGUAAAAAUGGGGUACCUUUACCUACCAGCCCGCGGGUCCGGGUGCUGGCGAAUGGCACGCUGUUCAUCCAGAGUUUCCAGAAACGCAGAGAGGGGAGUGACGCAGAUAUGGGGGAGUACGACUGCGCCGCCCAAAAUCGCUAUGGCUUGCUGGUCAGCCGCAAGGCCAAAGUUCAUUUGGCAUCUCUUCCGAAGUUCCACACCCACCCUCUGUCUAUGUCGGUGGAUGAGGGAAGCGUAGCCCGCUUCCAGUGUCAGAUCAACGGAGUACCUGAAGCUAAUAUCACCUGGGAGAGAGACAGAGCACCGCUCAACACCACCGACAACAGAUACACUCUCCUGCCGAUGGGUAUUCUCCAGGUGACAGGCGUGAGACAGGCAGAUGCAGGAGUUUUCCGCUGUGUCGCCACCAACAUCGCCAAUACUCGCUACAGCCAUGAGGCCAUGCUCAACAUCACUGGUGGGGCUCCCAGAACCUACAAGGAGCCAGUCAUCCUGUCAGGGCCCCAGAAUCUGACCAUCACUGUCCAUCAGACGGCCAUCUUGGAGUGCAUCGCCACAGGAAACCCGAGGCCAAUUGUUUCUUGGAGCAGGCUAGAUGGACGCUCCAUCGGGGUGGAGGGGAUCCAGGUACUAGGAACAGGGAACCUGAUGAUCUCAGAUGUUUCCCUGCAGCACUCUGGUGUGUAUGUGUGUGCUGCAAAUCGGCCCGGCACAAGAAUGAGACGUACUGCACUCGGACGACUCGUAGUACAAGCUCCUCCUGAGUUCCUGCAGUGGCCCCAAUCUGUGUCCAAACCAGCAGGGGGCAGUGCUGUUUUCACCUGUGUGGCCCAGGGCGUCCCUGAGCCUCACCUCAUCUGGCUGAAGAAUGGCAAGGUCCUGAUGCCCGGACACAACGUCAAGCUGACCAAUAACAACAGCACUCUGGCUCUGACCCGUAUCAGCUCAGAUGAUGAGGCCAUCUACCAGUGCAUUGCAGAGAACAGUGCUGGUACCAAUCAAGCCAGUGCCCGCCUCGCCGUGGCCCAGGUGAAAGACCUGCCCGCCGCUCCCCAGGGCCUCAAAGCCAGUGUCCUGUCAACCAACGCCCUGCAGAUCACAUGGAGCCAGCCACCCGCCAAUGUCACUGAAAGCAUCAUCGGCUACGUCCUGCACAUACGCAAGAUAGGAGAGCCUGACAGUCUGGAGCUGCAGGAAGCCAUCAGUAAAGGUACCUUCCAGCAUGAUGUGACCAACCUGGAGCCAGCCACCACCUACUCCCUCUUCUUGAAGGCCUACUCCCCUCUGGGGGCCAGCCAGCAGUCCCACACUGUGGUGACUACAACACUAGGGGGCGUGCCAACCGCUCCCACCUUCUUCACCAAGGUGGUGAACUCCAGUGCCGUGCAAGUCCUCUGGGAGCUCCCCAGUAAGGCUGGUAAGGCUGAGGGCUUUAGGCUGUCCUAUCGCAGGGUCCCCCACGCUGACUUCCAGACACCAAUCCAGCUGCCCUGUCACGUCAAUGCCCACACCAUUGCUAAUCUGGAUCCAGGCGCAGUGUAUGAAGUCAAACUGGUGGCCUACAAUGGAAACGGGGAGAGUGACUGUGCCAAGAGGCUGGUGUCGCUGGCAGAGGAAGGCUCAAGUGACAAAACCACUGGAGAGAACAGUCUGUGUCAGUGCAGGGAAGGAGAGGCCUCUCUUGGCAGCAUCGUCAUUGGCAUCCAUAUCGGCACUGCCUGUAUCAUCUUCUGUGUUCUUUUCCUCAUGUUUGGAUACCGCCGCAGUCUGUUUUGCAGUAAGGGGACUCAGGACAGCUGGUCUGUACCGAGGGACAGCAGAGGACACAACGGCAUCCCUAAAGAUGGAGCAAACCACCCCAGAGUAGAGCCGGUGCCUCAGCAGGUGGUCUGUCCAGCGCAGUACCAGGUCGUCAUUGAGCAGCACUUGUCAGGUUUGCCUGGCACGGACACUGGCUAACACUGGUCAAUGAUAUCAACACCAACAUCCCUUUCCUUCUCCCCCCAGCAGUCUACUCACUUAUGAAACCCAAGCCUCCCAUUAAUGAGCACCCUCUGUGCCCUUUGAUAGGGGUCAG